This is a messenger RNA of Blastocystis hominis, 456 nucleotides long. RefSeq lists its product as hypothetical. NCBI's taxonomy places the organism in Eukaryota, Bigyra, Opalinata, Blastocystidae. Gene Ontology annotation, molecular function: zinc ion binding. The coding region runs from base 1 to 456 and encodes 151 amino acids. The record is from RefSeq and is a predicted model, not a curated record. The transcript is spliced from 3 exons.
AUGCCUACCUUUAAUCUAAUAUUGAAAGCUGAGCUAGAAAACGUAGAAUCGAUUUCUGCGUCGGACAGUACCGUCUGGCCGAUGAAAAUCGAGUGCACGCGUUGUCAGACCGUAAGUCCCAAUCUCCUCUAUGUUUCUGCGGAGGAGUCGGUCGAGAUCCCAGGCGCGAGAGGGGAAUGCAACUGUUUGUACACUUGCAAAGAGUGCCGUCAAGCUAUCCGAAUUGAUGUCACGAAGAAGUCGCUGACUCCAUAUACUGAAUCUGAAAAGCCUUGCAAAAUUGUCUCGUUUGAGGAUGGAUUCACGAUCACUUCAACAGGAGGGGCGGAAUUCAAGCAAGUUGAUUUGCACGAAGAUUUUGCUGACUAUGAUGGUUUGAGUUUUGCAUGUCUAUCACAGCUAGAGGAUGCGGGAGAGGCGGUCUCGGUAAUGAACGUGGAGUGGAAGUUUGAGUAA